UUUCAGAUUGACAUCCUCAGGAAAAAAAGGCAAAUGCUUUCCACCCUGAAUCCUUUCGCUCCUCCUCCUUCCCCCUCUUCUUCCUCCUCUACAAGACCACCGCCUCCGUCCAAUCCCUCUCUCCCCCUUCGCCCAUCCCCAACUCCCCAAAUCUCUUCCCACCUAUUCUCCCACCCCUCUUCCCUCCUCCUCGAGCUCUGCUCCGACCCCCGAGAGCUCCGCCAAUUCCUCCCCCUCGUCAUCAAGCACGGCCUUUUCCACGAGCACAUCUUUCAAACAAAGCUCCUUGGCCUCUUCUCCCGCUUCGGACACCUCCAGGAGGCGGCCCUUGUCUUCGACUCCAUAGCCGACAAGACCGACGACCUCUAUCAUUCCAUGCUCAAAGGCCAUGCCAAGCACUCCCCUCUCGACAAAACUCUCGCCUUUUUCUGCACCAUGAAGCACUCCCAGGUCUGCCCCGUGGUCUAUAACUUCACUUACCUGUUGAAGAGCUGCGGCGACAAUGCGGACCUCGCGAGGGGCCGCGAGAUCCACUCCCAGUUGAUCGCUAAUGGGUUCAGUUCCAAUGUCUUCACGAUGACCGCCGUCGUCAAUAUGUAUGCUAAAUGCCGAAGAGUUGAUGAGGCUAGGAAGAUGUUCGAUAGAAUGCCGGAGAGGGACUCGGUGGCGUGGAAUGCGAUAGUUGCUGGUUAUGCGCAGAAUGGGUUGGCAGAGGGUGCUUUGGGGAUGGUUGUUAGAAUGCAGGAUGACGGGGUGGCACCCGACUCGAUCACCCUUGUUUCGGCUUUGCCUGCCUGCACCAAUAUCAGGUCUUUGCGGGCCGGGAAAUCUGUUCAUGGUGUUGCGAUUCGAGCUGGAUUUGAUUCAUUGGUGAACAUUUCAACUGCUCUGGUGGACAUGUAUUCAAAGUGCGGAGCCAUUGAGAAAGCAAGAUUGGUUUUUGAUAGGAUGCGGCUAAAGAAUGUUGUAUCGUGGAACUCGAUGAUCGAUGGUUAUGGGCAGAGUGGGGAUGCUGAGCAGGCGAUUAGGCUGUUUAAGAAGAUGUUGGCACAAGGCUUUGAGCCGACGGAUGUCACCAUAAUGUGCGCUUUGCAUGCAUGUGGUGAAUUAGGGGAUCUUGAGGAGGGGAGAUUUGUUCAUGAGAUGCUGACGAGACUUGGAUUGGGGUCAGAUGCUUCAGUUAUGAAUUCUCUGAUCACCAUGUAUUCCAAGUGUAAGAGAGUUGAUCUUGCUGCUGAGAUAUUUGAGUGCCUGAAGGCAAAAACUCUUGUGUCGUGGAAUGCUAUGAUUUUGGGCUAUGCACAGAAUGGACGCACUGAUGAUGCUUUGAGACUCUUUAGCAUGAUGCAGUGGGAGAAUGUAAAGCCAGAUUCUUUCUCUCUGGUUAGUGUAAUUCCUGCGCUUGCUGACCUUUCGGUCUUACGGCAGGCAAAAUGGGUUCAUGGAUAUGCUAUUAGAUUGUGUUUGGAUGGUAAUAUUUUUGUGAGGACAGCUCUAAUUGACUUGUAUGCAAAGUGUGGGCGUGUUAACAUGGCAAGAAAGCUCUUUGAUACAAUUCAUGAGAGGCAUGUGACGACAUGGAAUGCAAUGAUAGAUGGCUAUGGAACUCAUGGGUUUGGUAAGUCCGCUAUUGAGUUGUUUGAAGAGAUGAAAAGGAGCCCUGUGAAACCUAAUAACAUUACAUUCCUAUGUGUUCUAUCAGCUUGCAGCCAUGCUGGUUUAGUUGAUGAGGGGCAGAAGUACUUUGCAAGCAUGAAGAAAGACUAUGGGUUUGAGCCAGGAAUGGACCUCUAUGGGUCUAUGGUGGACCUUUUAGGUCGUGCUGGUAAGCUUGAUGAAGCUUGGGACUUCAUCCAGAAGAUGCCGAUCAAACCUGGCAUUAGUGUUUAUGGUGCCAUGUUGGGUGCUUGUAAGAUUCACAAAAAUGUACAGUUGGGAGAGGAGGCAGCUAAGAGACUGUUUGAGCUAGACCCAGAAGAUGGCGGAUAUCAUGUGUUACUGGCUAAUAUAUAUGCAGCAGCUUCUAUGUGGGAGGACGUUGCCAGGGUGAGAACUAUGAUGGAGAAGAACGGCUUGCAGAAGACUCCUGGUUGCAGUUCUAUCGAUUUGAAAAAUGAAGUUCAUACCUUCUAUUCUGGGAGUACAAAUCACCUGCAGGCAGAGAGGAUAUAUGCAAGACUGGAUAGAUUGAUAGAUGAAAUUAAGGCUGUGGGCUACAUGCCUGAUACCGAGUCCAUACAUGAUGUGGAAGAGGAUGUCAAAGAACAGCUGCUCAAUACCCACAGCGAGAAGCUGGCCAUUGCGUUUGGGCUCAUAAACACCAGCCCAGGCACCCCAAUUCAGAUACGAAAGAAUCUUCGCAUCUGCACUGACUGCCAUAAUGCAACAAAAUUCAUAUCUCAGGUGACUGAGCGGGAAAUUAUUGUGAGGGACAUUCAGCGGUUCCAUCAUUUUAAGAAUGGUCGCUGUUCAUGUGGAGAUUAUUGGUAGCAGGGCUUGUAGCCGUCUAAAUUCUAAGAGCUGCAUAAUUUCAUAGGUGCGCUAUUGUAUAGGCUCGAGAUAACUUCCGGUAAUUAAGCUCGUUGAGCAGUCAGACAACAUUCAAACAGUUGGACAAGUCUGAUUUUGCCAGAGAAGUCAUCAAGACAGAGUGGAUCUACAUUUUAAUUCCAAGAACCCCUCCAAGCUAGAGGACAAAAGGCAAGAACUCUACAAGUUUAUUGGGGCUGAUGCUCCCUGAUAAAUCAACUGAGUGAAUGUGCUUGCUGUACACUUAUAUAGUCUCGCAAUUAUAUGAUUUGUCCAGGUUUCAAGAUUAUAAUAUUUUGCAAAAUUCUGUUAUUAGAUAAAGAAGUCUGCAAAGUUUACAAUUAUAAUUGACUCUAGACAAAUGGAUUUUAGGAUGAAAGUGACAAAAUGAAUAAUCACAGAAAUGAAAUUUCAAGGACUCUGUACCUGGGAAGACAAGGAAUAAGGAAUUGUUGAGGGUUUUAAUGGAGAGGAUGCAUCUUUUAAUUGGCAGGACUGGAUAUCUGUGUUCCAGCAUCUUCAGGUGAUGCUUAUGCAAUGAAAGCCAAGAACUGAAGCAAUUCUUCCAAGUACCACAAUUGUUAUGUUUCAAUCCAUUUGUGGAUGGGUAAACUAAGUUAACAAAGCUAGUUGUCACCUCAUUUGUAUUUGUUCUAUUUUCCAAAAUCUGGACAUCAAAACAACUUUCAGUGACAUUCAACAAGAUGGACACUGUUAUACAUGCUGCUGGAGACUAAGGAAUAGCUAAUGGGCAAAAUGACUACUGAGGAAAUUUUCUCAGUGGCAAAGGUGAUGAAUGUCUAUAUUGCUUGACAGCGUGGAGGAUGUCAGAUUAUUUUAGAAUCCUUCUUUGAAAAGUAUAUAGAAUGGCUAUAAGUUGGAAGUAAAUGUUAUCCUCAUUGGUUAUUUCCUUCUUUAGUUGCUUUGGUAACUUCAGUAGCAUCUGGGAGAAGUGAUGUGUGGUGUGGAUGUUCUUCCCCAUGGCUUCUUUGUGAUAUUGAUUCUCAUGGAGCCUACAGAGGUUGCCCAAGGUUUCCUUGCUAGUACUGGCUUCAAUAAAGCAAGCUAGCUAAUACCAAAAAAAAAAAGCAAACCAGCCACCACACAGACUGACACAGACCCAUUACUUGGUUGCUUGGAUUUGACCUUGUAAAAUCUCCUAACUUAUUUGCACAGAAAGAGAGCAUUUCUCAAGCUGACAUUUUAUUGUAAUAUGAAAAUGUUCCCUCCUAAAGCAUGUAUCAAUCAUUUAUCUAACAAAUCAUCAAAUAUUCAAGUCUACAACCAGCAAGGCCAAUCAACUAUCCCUACAAUUGGCCUCAGACCUUGAAACGAGAUGAUGGAAAUGUGGGAGUUCAAAAAAAAAAAAA
Phoenix dactylifera (date palm) is the source of this 3899-nucleotide messenger RNA. NCBI's taxonomy places the organism in Eukaryota, Viridiplantae, Streptophyta, Magnoliopsida, Arecales, Arecaceae. The record is from RefSeq and is a predicted model, not a curated record.